Messenger RNA from Salmo salar (Atlantic salmon), 1926 nucleotides. NCBI's taxonomy places the organism in Eukaryota, Metazoa, Chordata, Actinopteri, Salmoniformes, Salmonidae. The record is from RefSeq and is a predicted model, not a curated record.
AUGCCAAGCCCCUCACACCAUCAGUACCACCACCCCUACCACACCCAGCCUCCUCCUCCUGCUUCACCUCCUGCUGCCCACCACCCCUACCACACCCAGCCUCCCCCUCCUGCUUCAACCCCUGCUGCCCACCACCCCUACCACACCCAGCCUCCCCCUCCUGCUUCACCCCCUGCUGCCCACCACCCCUACCACACCCAGCCUCCCCCUCCUGCUUCACCUCCUGCUACCUACCACCCCUACCACACCCAGCCUCCCCCUCCUGCUUCACCCCCUGCUACCUACCACCCCUACCACACCCAGCCUCCCCCUCCUGCUUCAACCCCUGCUGCCCACCACCCCUACCACACCCAGCCUCCUCCUCCUGCUUCACCCCCUGCUGCCCCUCCCCUUGCCAUGCCCCCCCUCCAUGGGAUGCCCCUCAUGCCUUCCAUGCCAGGUCUACCUCUGAUGCCAGGUGUGAUGCCAGGUCCGACACGGGCCCCCCCUCCUGAUGACAUGGUGCGGUCCAGGGCCCCCCCUCCUGAUGACAUGGUGCGGUCCAGGGCCCCCCCUCCAGAAGGAGUGGUCCAAUCCAGCGUGUCUAACUCAGAAAGCCCCUCCCACAACAUCAAGGAUAUGAUCAAACAGUACCAACACCCAUCUAACCCUGCACCCAGCCAGCCUGCACACACACACAGGAAGGGGGAGGGGAAGAUGUUUGUGAAGAAGCCGGACCCUCAUGAUGAAGCCAUGUACAUCCUGAAAGACCAGAUGAGCAACCCACCACCACAGAAGUCUUUCUCUCCGGCGGCGCCUCGGGAACCAAGGGAGGAGGGUGGAUCCAAAGUCACCAAGGCAACCAAACCCCGCCCACCUGCCCGAGCCGACUCCCACAGCAGCCCCCUCCCUCCACCAGUGUCCAGAGAGCUGCCUGUAGAGGAAGAGACCAGCCAGACCCAACUCCAUCACAGGAGUAGUGAAGAACACUACACUUACACCAACACACCCUGGAAGAUUUACCUGAGGAAGGAGGUGUUCUACCCUGAAGACAACUUCAACACUCCUCUGCUGCUGGACCUGCUGUUCAGACAGAUAGUCCAUGACACCUACUCGGAGGUCUGCAUCCGCAUCACUCAGGAGGAGAGGACCAAGAUGAAGGCUCUGUUUGUAGAGAAUCAGGUUGGCCAGGAUGGCGCCACACAGGAUGAGAGUCUCAAGAAGAAAAUCGUGACGACGGCCAAAGACUCCUGGGAAAUAUAUUUCUCACGACUCUUCCCUGCCUCGGGCAGUGUGGGUACUGGGGUCCAGGUGGUCUCAGUGUCUCAUCGCGGCGUCAAGCUGCUGAAGACUGUGAGAAGCAGCUCUGUUGCCCCGGACUACUUCAGAGUACUACGCCCUUACAGUUACGCGGACAUCCUGUUUGUGUCCAUUCCAUCUCAGAACAUGUUGGAGUUUAACCUGACCAAUGAGAAGCUGAUUCUGUUCUCCGCCAAGGCUCCACAGGUCAAACACAUGGUGGACUACUUCAUCACUGAACUGAAGAAGGACUCUGAGUUUGUGGUGGCAGUGAGGAACUACAUUACAGAAGACAGAACUCUGCUCAGCUUCCACAAGGGAGACGUCAUCAGAUUACACAGCGUGGAGGGACUGGAGGAAGGCUGGCGGUACGGGGCGGUCUACGGGCGAUGGGGUGUGUUUCCAGGUGAGUGUGUCCAGCCGGUCGCCGCUCCAGACUUCCUGGUUCUCCCUGCUGAGAGGGCGGAGCCUCGCGACAGACACGGCCGUGUUGCCGCCACCGCUGCGGUCGCCGUGGCGAUGGGCUCUACUGUCGCCGCCCAUGAACUGGACCUCAACACAGGUUUUCAUCAGCCGUCCGGGUCGCCGGUCUCAGACGACCCCCAACAGGUGAAGAAGCCGGACGUGGACGUCCUGACGUGGUUGUGA